Messenger RNA from Glycine soja, 954 nucleotides. RefSeq names its product putative pentatricopeptide repeat-containing protein At3g15200. Gene Ontology annotation, molecular function: protein binding. Lineage: Eukaryota; Viridiplantae; Streptophyta; Magnoliopsida; Fabales; Fabaceae. The transcript has 3 exons. The record is from RefSeq and is a predicted model, not a curated record. Bases 1 to 954 code for a protein of 317 amino acids.
AUGAGCAUCUUUAUCUGCCUUGGUGGAAAAGUCUACUUGCAGCCCCCAUGUUAUUGUGCUGCUAUGAUCAAGAAAGUUAGUGCUGCCGCUUUGUACUUGUUUCCCAGUUCUGAACCCCAUCAGAGGAUAUGGAAGAAGGGUUGUUGUUGUAGGGCUGAUAUAAAGAUGUGGAACGUGAUCCUGAAUGGUUGGUGUGUUUUGGGGAACUUGCAUGAGGCAAAGAGGGUGUGGAGAGACAUAGUGGCUUCUCCAUGCAAGCCUCAUAUAUUUACCUAUGCCACCUUCAUUAAGGCAUUGACCAAGAAAGAGAAACUUGGGACGGCUCUGAAGUUGUUCCGUGGCAUGUGGGGCAAGGGUGGUAAACCAGAUGUUGUGAUAUGCAACUGCAUCAUUGAUGCUCUUUGUUUCAAGAAGAGGAUUCCUGAUGCCUUGGAGAUUUUUUGUGACAUGAGUGAGCGUGGUUGUGAACCGAAUGUUGCUACUUACAAAUCGCUUAUUAAGUACAUAUGCAAGAUACAGCAGAUGGAGAAGGUUUACGAGCUGGUGGAUGAGAUGGAGAAGAAGAAGGGGAGUUGCUUGCCUAAAGUUGUUACUUAUUGUUACUUGCUCAAGAGCUUGAAGGAGCCGGGGGAGAUUUGCAGGGUUUUGGAAAGGAUGGAGAGAAAUGGAUGUGGCAUGAAUGAUGAUGUUUAUAACAUGGUGUUGAGGUUGUACAUGAAAUGGGAUGAUGGGGAUGGAGUGAGAAAAACAUGGAAAGAAAUGGAGAGGAAUGGAUGGGGACCAGAUAGGAGAUCAUAUACCAUCAUGAUUCUUGAAAACUUUGAGAAAGGGAGAGUAAAGGAUGCCGUGUGUUAUUUAGAGGAGAUGAUAUCUAAGGGAAUGGUGCUAGAGCCAAGGACGAAGAAGCUAGUAAGUUCCAUGAACAUUCGGUUGAAGGGGAGGACAGAAAAAUAG